UCAACCGAGCCGAGAUGGCGUUCAUGAUGCCAGUGGUUAAGAACGAGUGGGACAUCUACAAGACGAACCGUAGCAGGCGCUCCUCGGAGUGUUCUAAUCCCCAGGCCUGUCGCAGUAGAAAGAAAAAUGCGGUCUUGAUGCCGGACUGUAUGAUAAAACGUCUCGGAAUGCUCAAAGUCAGAGGGCCCGUCGCUGUCGACCUCCCCAGGCUCGGACUUCCUGACGUCACCGGCUCAUCGUUCGGUGCCACUGAGCAGCCGUCACUUUUCGCGCAACUCCUCGCGCGCCUCCCAGAGCUCGCUCCAGUCGCCGAUCAAAAGUACCGGAUCCUCGCCCCCAAAGACAGGAAGCUCCAAUUCCCUAAACAAGUUCCACAACCGGCUCGUAGACAAGCUGAAGCGGUCAUUAAGACGGGCCGAGGACAGUACCGACGACCAGCGCAACCUGUCGUGAAACAAUCAAGGGGUUUUGGGCCGACCGCCGCCGUACGGCUCGAAACCGAUCGACAUAAGACGCACCUCGGCACCCCAGACGCUCCUGACGCCACUCAGCGCCAGAGCCGUCACAUCUGUUGCUGCUACGGCCUCCUCAUCGCCCACCGUGAACAGCCCCCGCUGUCACAGUCAAGACCACCGCCUCCGCCAGAACCACCGCAAUAACGUUGACAACAAAAACAACAGCAACAACAAUCAGAAUCGUAACAACAACAAUAACAACAACAAUAACAUCGAUAACAAGUAUGACAAUAGCGACGACGACGACGAUGACGACGACGACGACGACGACGAUGAUGAUGAUGAUAAUGAUGAUGAUGGUGACGAGGAGGAGGAGGAGGAAGACGAUGCCGAUGACGAUGACGACGUCGUGGUGUCCCACUCGUGUCCAAAUGCGUCCGCCUGGUAGAUAAGUGGACGAGUGCCGCAGUAGCAGCUUCGGGAAGAUUGAUGCGUAAACGCACUCCCGCUCUCACUCUCUCUCUCUCCCACUCUCUCGCUCUCUGUCUGCUCAUGAUGCUGUUCGUUCGCAACGAUGACGAUGGAGCACAGCCUCUCGUGGCAGAUGAUGUGGGGAACGGUUUAUUGGCCGGCUCGGCGUCCUCGUGACUGAUGGUUCCUUGUCGCUCCGCGGAAAUUAUCGGCCGAUUAUCUAAGCAGUCGAUUUUUUGAGGGGCCGUUUGGAAUACGGAAUAAAACAGAAUAAAUAACAUCGCGCGUCUGUUUCGCGGUCCAAAUUAAAAAAAAAAAAGAAAAAAAUAAAUAAAAAAAAAAAAAAUAUUAAAAAAAAAUAAUAACAACAAAACCGUGAAACGACGUAAAGAAGUCACAACAGGAUGUCGAAGAUGAAGAAGAAAAGCAGAGCUUGGCAAAGAGGAAGCCCGGCAUGUUUGAGGAUAAAAGUGUCAACUAUCAAAUGAUGAUGGUCUUGAUGAUUGAGCCCGAAUGAGGUGGAAGAAAAAAUUGAAAGUAAGAAAAAAAAAGGAAAGAAAGAGGAGGAUUUCCAAUCAAAGGUAAAUGAUGCUUCCUUCACAAUAACUGGAAUCUGCGACAACGAAGAGGGAAACAAUGAUGAUGUUUUUGUUGGUUAUGGGAGAGAUAAUGAGACGUACUAUUUUUUGGAUGAUGAACAAUUUUAAGAUUAACCACCUACGAUCAACUUUUCGAUUUAAAUUGCCAAUCCCAUCGUAUUCGAAAAUAGCCUCUCGCGGACGGGUCGUAACCCUGUAGAUGGCGCUAUGUCUGCACUUACGUUUCUCGAUCGGUAAGAGAAUAGACUUUCUAUUGCAGUUUCGGUUACGAUUCUUAACUUAAGGAUUCUGCUUCGUGAUCUUAGAGGUUAUUAUACUGACGGUAUUUUUCCAAGCUUUUUGGAUUUUACAAACGAAACUGUUAUAACUACUGAAGAAAGUCGAUAAGUUACAAACAAAUAUUUCCUACGCACCACCACCAUCACCGUCACUACGAAAUUUCUUCUUUGGGAUUUGAUUUUUGGCAAUAGAAAAUAAAAUAGACCAACCGCAGUCUCAUCUCGAUCUUCUUCCCCCGACGAGAACUUAGCCAUAGUACCGAUCAGUAUCUCCUCUACUUUUAUCCAGUUAUAAGCAACUCACUGAAUGGUCAUCAGAUUGGAUGUGCGAUCCUCUCGCCAAAAUAUAACCACCUCCACACAAACCAACACAUACCAACCAAAAAUAGGAGAGAAAAAGCGCCAAGAGCCAAAUACUCGUGUUCGAUGACGAUUCGUUAAGGUUGCGGUACUUAUAGUAAGUAAAUGUAUUAAACGUCUGAGACGAUUUUCUUUCGUCUACAUCAUUACUUGAAUCAAUAACAUUGUUCAUCUUAAACUAUUAGUGGUAGAUAAGAUUUUUAACUAGGAUUACGUAUAAAUCUAUAAUCGUUCGACAAUAUAACAUGCGACUUGACCUGAUCGUUUUUUCAAGUAAUUCAAAUGUUUACCUACUAGAAAACUUAGAAACACAGACAUUAUUUGUAAACGAAUCAUUUGAAACGAGUAAUUGGCUCCUUGUAAUCGAUGAAAACAAAAAUUAAGAGCUUUUUUUUUAAUUUUUGACGAAACCCCUUGAUCUUUACUCGACUAUUGCUCUUUUUUGAAGAUUAACAGAUGGGAAACAAAAAUGAUUGAACAAAAAUUCUACGUAAAGCAAUUAAAGCAACUGCACAUGUUUUGCAGUGUAAACAUAAAAUACGAGCAACGUUGCUAAAGUUCAAGGCGGUCGUCGAAAAUAAAAGCGUCAAGUUGUCAGUGAGGAAGAUUCGAUUUCUCAGAGUUUUCAGGACGGAUGCUACUUGCCUAUAGUACUUCUUUUGUUCAAUCGACUCUUUACUUAAUUGCUGGUAGCUAUUAAGAUCGCGUGCAACAAUAUUAUCAAAGACGCGAGGGACUGAAGACGAAUAAAAAGAAAAAAAAACUUAUCACGUUGUUUUAACUUUAGAAUGUUUCGAAGGAAUCAGCGAUCAUUGAAAGAAAAGAAAAAAAUAAGACCAAAAAUAGCGAAUCGCGAUCUUACCUCACGAAAGCCUAUACUUACGUUAUGACGGAUAGAGACUUAAUGAACCUCAAAACGUUGCGAACUUACUGUUGCAAAAAAGAAAAGAGAGGAAACAGAAAAAAUACUCCAGACUCUCGACCAACCCUUUCUAACGAAAAAGAUGAUGCGCUGCUGAAUUACCGAUCGUCCUCUCAUUAGCUAACGAAUAAAUGUAGAUGAUUUCAAUGGAAAAAAAAAAAACAAAUUCAAUAGUCGGGCUGAAUCAAAUUAAUAAA
Copidosoma floridanum is the source of this 3282-nucleotide messenger RNA. RefSeq lists its product as uncharacterized. Lineage: Eukaryota; Metazoa; Arthropoda; Insecta; Hymenoptera; Encyrtidae. The record is from RefSeq and is a predicted model, not a curated record.